Cloeon dipterum is the source of this 3408-nucleotide messenger RNA. Its product is annotated as serine/threonine-protein phosphatase 4 regulatory subunit 1-like. Lineage: Eukaryota; Metazoa; Arthropoda; Insecta; Ephemeroptera; Baetidae. Gene Ontology annotation, molecular function: protein binding; protein phosphatase regulator activity. Bases 346 to 2976 code for a protein of 876 amino acids. Gene Ontology annotation, biological process: protein dephosphorylation. The record is from RefSeq and is a predicted model, not a curated record. The transcript is spliced from 13 exons.
CAUCCGUCAAUGUUUCCCGCUUUUCGCCGAUUGCGAAUUACGUCAAGAUUGCGUCGGCCGCGUCGUAGAAACGACUUUUCCGACGAUUUCAGACAAAAAUUCGGCCGGCGACGAGAGAAAGGCGGCUCGGCAGGGCACGGCGGACGUAAAAGGACGGCAAAAGGUCGGAUUCGGCGCGGCGAACACUGGUGAAAAAGUCAAUUGCGAUCGGCGCGGCUGGUGCAAGCUGCGAGUCGAGUCGCUCGUUCAGCCAAUCAGCGCGCGCUUGACACGGCGCGUCGACCAAUGGUGUGACGGAUCGACAACAGUACGGGCACUUGGAGUGCGCUGUUUGUUUCUUCCAACAUGGCUGAUCUGUUCUCUCAGUAUGGCGAAGACACGGCCAAUUCGGACGAGGGACUGGGGAGUGGCUCGGAGGGCAUGAGUGGCGACGCCGAGGAUGAACUCUGCGACGACCCCUCGUCCGUCCUCGACGACAUCUGCCAGGGCGCCAGGCUCGACAUGCUCGAGACGCAUCAGCACUCCGACAACCCCUACCAUAGGCAAGCCGUGGUACGGACGCUGCAGAGUUCGCUCAGGGCGAUCGGCGCCGCCAGAGACGAGGCCGAACGCAUCCUCGCAGUCGCAACGCAGCUCUCGCAAGAUGUCGUUGAGGACAUCAGAUGCGAUGUGGCCGACCAGAUUCCGCACCUGGCGCUCGCGUGUCACGCGGCCCACGAGCCCGACGGCCGCACCCUGGACUCCCUCAUCUCGUCGCACAUCCUGCCCAUCGUCAGCAACCUCCUCAUCGACACCAACAAAAUGAUACACAAAACAGCGCAGAGUGCGUUGCUAGCCCUUCUCGAGCAGGGUCUCCUUCCCUCGGCGGUGGUGGAGGACAAGUUGGUGCCGCUGGUCGUCGGCUGGUGUUCCAGAGGCGACUCAGAACUGGAAACUAGUGCUAUAGGGUUAAUGACAAAGAUGGCAUCUGUGAUAGGCCGCGACUCAACCGUGCAGCACUUUCUGCAGCCGUUCUGCGACAUGUGCGACAACGCUCAAUUAUACGUGCGAAAAGUGUGCGCCACCAACUUUGGCGAGUUCGCAGCCGUGUUCGGGCCCUCCAAGACUGAAGAAAUGCUCCUGGUCAGCUUCCUGCGGCUGUGCCAAGACAGCGAGUGGGCCGUGCGCAAGGCUUGCGCAGAGGUCUUCACCUCGGUCUCGCACGCAGUCAGCCUCGCCAAACGCAGGUCGACGUUGGCUGCGACAUUCCACCACCUUCUGCGCGACGAGUCGCGGUGGGUGCAGGUGGCGGCGUUCCAGUCGCUGGGCUCUUUCAUCGCGAGCUUCACGCAGCAGCAGCACGCCAGCGACCACCAGGUGCUGCUGGACACUGAAGGCGUGGUGCUGGCCCUCAGGGCCGAGGCCAACUGCAAGUCGAUGAUGCACUACGCGCCGAGAAAUGAGACCCUGAAUCUCGUCGGCGGCGGUGACGACGACGACGAUGAGGACGAGGACGAAGAACGCGAUGCUGGCGAUGAGAUCCUCGAACACCACACCGAGGAACACGAGGAUGCUGAAGAGCAGAAGCGCAGGGAGGCCGAGGAGACCGCCUCGAGGCUCGUCGACUCGAUCACCUCGCAGGUGCAGCAGCUGGUCGUGGCAGAGGAAAGCUUCAACACGUUCCAAUACUGGCGCACGCCGCUCCCGGAAUUGGAGCUGGUAGACGAGCCAGCGCCCCCGCUGCCCACCACCGAGCCGCCAAAGGCUCCCAACGAGCCUGCUUUUUAUAAUAGUGAUAUAACGCCGCCAUUGUCCCCACUGGCAUCUCUAAUGCCGGAUCGCUUGGAGAAUCAAGCGCCAAACAUUGCUCUACCACCAGUCCCAAGCGUCGAUUCAGGUCUGCACGAAAAGUGUCUGGACAGCGACUCGUCGGAGUGGCUGUCGAACUGCGAGGGCUUCAAGCAGGACGUGGUGCCGCCGAUGCUGAUCAACCACUUUGUGUACAUGGCGACGCCGCUGGCGCGUUCGGUGGACAACGAAAUCUCGCACCACUGCGCGUUCAGCCUGCCGGCGGUGGUGCUGACGCUGGGCCGCGACAACUGGCCCAUCUUGCGCAAGACGUACCAGUGUCUGGCGUCGGACAUGCAGUGGAAGGUGCGCCGCACGAUGGCCUCGAGCAUCCACGAGGUGGCCGGCAUCCUGGGCGAGGAGCUCGCCUCCACCGACCUCAUGCCCAUCUUCCUCGAGUUCGUCAAGGACCUGGACGAGGUGCGCAUCGGCAUCCUCAAGCACCUCACCUCCUUCCUCAAAAUGCUGCGCCGCGACGAGUGCGAACGCUUCCUGCCUGAGCUGUCGCGCCUCCUGCAGAUGGACCACCACACCAACUGGCGGUACCGCGAGGAGCUCGCCACCCAGCUCAUCGGCGUGCUCGACCUCUGCACUCCGGAACAUGCCAGGGCCCACGUUGCCCCCAUCGCACUAGCGCUGCUCGACGACCGCGUCGCUGCCGUCCGAGAAGCCGCAUUGCCACUGGUGGCAAAGGUGACGUCAAAGUUGGGCGAAGAGCACGAGCUGCUGGACCGUCUGCUGGCACGCUACCACGAGCUCUACGUGGUGACAGAGCGGUGGAUGCGCCGCCAGAGCUUUUCUCUGCUCUGCGGUCACCUGAUCCGGCUGCCCAAUCCGCCGGUUAGCCCUGAGACCUUCGCCACUCGCAUUUUGCCCAUGCUAGAACACCUGGCAAAGGACCCUGUGCCCAACGUACGUCUCGCCGUCGCACAGUCUGUUAACCAGGACGUCCUCGCACAUCCGUACUUCUCUCCCAGCGGCGGUCCAGGUUACUACAUGAUUGAAGGAGUUGUACACGAUUUACAGCUGGACCGGGACCGCGAUGUGCGCUAUUUCUCUGGCGGCAUGCACGAGAGCUCUUACGAACUGUCGAACGAGACGCCUCUGAGCGAGGACUCGACGAUGGACCACAUGGCCUUUUCGAGCUGAGCCUGCAUUUGGAUUUGUGUUCACUCUGUUGCUGCAACAAAGAAUUUAAAAAAGGACGGAAGGUGCAGUUAGUUGGCUGUGACACGACUGCCGCUCGCGAAUAUUAUUGUUUGUGAGCUGGUCUCACUGCGAGACAGACUGAAGAAUUAAUUAAAAUCAUCGUGUUGCCUGUCCCCUAGCUCCACAGCGCAACGACGCAUUUUUUUACUAAUCGCGAGUUGAAUGAAUUAAAUUGUCAUGGUGCUACUCUCGGCGUCGUCCGGCCCCGGCGCCAAUGCGAAUAUUGAUUAACGUGCUUUUUGUACUGAGAGAAGGAGAAGACACGUCGGUGGACCAUUUUGCAGCGUUUUUACUCAAUUCUCCGAGAAAGCAAGCAUUGUGUGGUUCACUCGGGCUGUGGAUUUGCAAUAAAAGAAUUCAUAACUACUUAAA